AGACAGGAUAGUUUAUAUCUCAAUUAUGUUGAAAAUAAAACAAUAUUCUAUUAUAUAUUUCUGAACAAAAAUUACAAAAUUCAAAAAAUACAAUAUGUAAAGAAAUAUUUGUUUGAUAACAUCGGACAGUAAUUUAACCGGACCUUUGGCUAAAAUAAAGUGCAUAUCUACAUGUAUUGGAAUACAAAAUUAUGUUUACCAAUCAUAGCCUUUAAAUGUUACCAACCACGUUACGUAUAUAAGAUCUUACUACGCUGACAAACUGUUUAUAAAGGUUUUUCUGGAGCUGAAAAAAAUUUGUAGUUUUUUUAGUAGAUUACAUCGCAUACUGUUGACACAAAUUACAAGUAAAUGCGAUAAAUGCCUAAAAAUCCCUAUGCAACCCUGCAAAAUUUGUUCAAUAAGAAGAAAAAGCAAAAAGGAAACAAUCAUUUAAGUGAAAAUAAAUAGUCGAAAGGGCUACAGCUUUGGAAUAUUUACUUUUAUUUACGUACUUCUUCCGCUGAAAGUCACAUAGACUGCGUUCUUUCAAUGACAGUAUACUUUAAUCGAUUAUCAAUUUAUGAAAUUAAAGUACAUAAAAAAUAUUAUAUUGCAAAAAUUACUUUAUUAUCACAGAUUUUAGAGGAUGAUCGAUAAGUUUAAUAUUUUAAUGUAGAUCGGACAUUAUGAAACUGUAUGAAAAUUAAAAGCAUUCAAAUGGCGCAAUUAUGAGUGAACAUUAAUUGCAUAACUCCUACAAAAGACAAUAAAAGAAUUAUUUCUUGCGCGACUCUUUAUAGCAAAUAAUUUUCAGAGUUUAAAUUUCUUCAAUUUUUUAUUAUUAUAAUCAGAAUAGGUGCAGUGUAAAACAUUCCACCACAUAGUAUGGCCUCGGUCGCCGCUUGGCUGCCAUUUGCACGGGCGGCGGCCAUCGGUUGGGUUCCAAUUGCUACACACCCAUUACCGCCUCCACCCAUACCAAAAGACCGUCGCAAAACUGACGAUGAAAAGCUUUUGAUUAAUGUUUCUGGACGUCGUUUUGAAACAUGGCGAAAUACGCUUGAAAAGUAUCCGGAUACGUUACUGGGAUCUAAUGAACGUGAGUUCUUUUACGACGAGGAUUGUAAAGAAUAUUUCUUUGAUAGAGAUCCAGAUAUUUUUCGUCAUAUACUCAACUAUUAUCGCACAGGAAAACUUCAUUAUCCCAAACAUGAAUGCCUCACGAGUUACGAUGAAGAAUUGGCAUUCUUUGGUAUUAUGCCUGAUGUAAUUGGAGAUUGUUGUUAUGAAGAUUACCGUGAUCGAAAACGUGAGAAUGCCGAACGAUUGAUGGAUGACAAAUUGUCAGAGAACGGUGAUCAGAAUUUGCAACAGUUAACAAAUAUACGUCAAAAAAUGUGGCGCGCAUUUGAAAAUCCGCACACUUCAACAGCGGCGUUAGUGUUUUACUAUGUAACUGGAUUUUUUAUCGCAGUUUCUGUAAUGGCCAAUGUUGUAGAGACAGUUCCAUGUGGUCAUAGACCCGGACGCGCCGGUACUCUUCCGUGUGGUGAACGUUAUAAAAUCGUAUUUUUCUGCCUCGACACCGCCUGCGUUAUGAUAUUUACCGCAGAAUAUUUGUUACGUCUAUUUGCUGCACCCGAUCGCUGCAAAUUUGUGCGCAGCGUAAUGAGUAUUAUUGAUGUUGUUGCUAUACUACCAUAUUAUAUUGGAUUGGGCAUUACUGAUAACGAUGACGUUAGUGGAGCUUUUGUAACGUUACGUGUCUUCCGAGUUUUUCGAAUUUUCAAAUUCUCGCGGCAUUCACAAGGCCUACGCAUACUUGGAUACACAUUAAAGUCAUGUGCAUCAGAAUUGGGAUUUCUGGUUUUCUCACUGGCAAUGGCGAUUAUUAUAUUUGCAACGGUUAUGUUUUAUGCUGAAAAGAACGUCAACGGGACGAAUUUCACAUCUAUUCCGGCUGCUUUCUGGUACACUAUAGUAACAAUGACAACACUGGGUUAUGGUGACAUGGUGCCUGAAACUAUUGCUGGAAAAAUCGUUGGUGGCGUUUGUUCUCUCAGUGGAGUUCUUGUGAUCGCUUUACCUGUUCCAGUUAUUGUUUCAAACUUCAGUAGAAUAUAUCAUCAGAACCAGAGAGCUGAUAAACGAAAAGCACAGCGGAAAGCCCGUUUGGCUAGAAUAAGAAUUGCUAAGGCAUCUUCGGGUGCGGCAUUUGUUAGUAAGAAGAAAGCUGCAGAAGCUCGUUGGGCCGCACAAGAGUCAGGAAUUGAAUUGGACGAUAACUAUAGAGAUGAGGACAUAUUCGAACUGCAACACCAUCAUCUUUUGCGAUGCCUUGAGAAAACAACUGAUCGCGAAUUUGUUGAGCUUGAAAUACCGUACAAUGGUCAACCGAAGCGUACUGGUUCUCCAUCGCCGAUGGCUAGUCCUGCUCAUUCAACGAAUAGUGCUGUUGGCUUAAUGCAAUCAUGUUGCGGCCGAUGCUGUUCUCAACGUUAUCAGUCAUCGCAGCGAUCUGCCGAAAAAGAAACUGAGAAAAGGACGCAGUCAGCAGAAGCAGCAGAAAACAGUCAUCGGGUUACAACAAAUACGCUGACAGCAACCAGUAUGCAGGUACCUGGAAGCAAGGAAAGCGAAGGAAAACAAAAUGCAAGAUGAGCAUGUACCAAGCAAAACUGGAACAUCUGUUCAAACUGGUAUUGAUCACUACAUAAACGUAAAAAGGAAAUUCAGUCUAGUCAAAUCUGCGGACAAUACUGAAAUUCAACCAGGCACGCCAAAUGGUAAAAAGACAGACAUUCUAAAUGGCAACGGAUUUCUCUUAGCCUAACAACGAUGCAAGGGUAGCCUAACAACGAUGAAAAGGGUACCAACACAGUCAUGAAUACCAAACCCCCUCCAAUUAUUUGCGUGAGCGGAGCUCAAAUGCGAUCUUGAAAAAAGGUUACAUAGAAGAAACAAAAAUUCAAACAUAAAUUACACUGAAAAAAGUUUCAUGGAUUACCAACUGAAGAGCUCAAAAGGCCUAGUAGUUGUCAUUAAUGGUAUAGGGCUUUCGAUAGACUCUAAUGAUGUUAAAAAAGCUCUAGAAGAAGGUGGUUUCAGUAUUAAAUCGGUGGUAAACGUUUUUAACAGGAACAAAGGCCCACAACCAAUGCUCUAAAUGGAAUCGAUGUCAGAUUCUAACCAACUUAAGAAAAAUAAAACACAUCUGAAUUACAAUCUAAAAUAUCUGCUCCAUCGCAGAACUACCGUUGAGGAACCACACAAUAUAAAGAAGUUGUGUCCAAAUUCAAGCACGCCAAAUUCCAUUUGAAAGUUCAAAAGUUUAUGAAGCCACUAAUCAACUCCUACAUGCCUAUACGAGACUUGGGUGGAAAUUGGACGGGAAGUGAACUGGAAAAACCUGAUUAUUUUGCAAACCACCUAGAAAAGCUAACGAGUCGCUCAAGUCAUUUAAGACUUCACCUUCUGAAAAUAUAAGAACCAUAAAAGAGCUUAAUCCAAAAAAGUUGCUGAGACUUGAU
Molecule: messenger RNA, 3512 nt
Organism: Bactrocera latifrons
Lineage: Eukaryota; Metazoa; Arthropoda; Insecta; Diptera; Tephritidae
Gene: Shal
Product: potassium voltage-gated channel protein Shal
Exons: 8
Coding region: 868-2643 (591 amino acids)
Biological process (GO): potassium ion transmembrane transport; protein homooligomerization
Cellular component (GO): voltage-gated potassium channel complex; membrane
Molecular function (GO): protein binding; A-type (transient outward) potassium channel activity
Source: RefSeq, a predicted model, not a curated record